Heterocephalus glaber (naked mole-rat) is the source of this 1653-nucleotide messenger RNA. RefSeq names its product prostaglandin reductase 2 (gene Ptgr2). Lineage: Eukaryota; Metazoa; Chordata; Mammalia; Rodentia; Bathyergidae. Gene Ontology annotation, molecular function: 15-oxoprostaglandin 13-reductase [NAD(P)+] activity. The record is from RefSeq and is a predicted model, not a curated record. Gene Ontology annotation, biological process: prostaglandin metabolic process.
CCGAUCCCAUGAAAUAGCGCGAGAUCUCCCACCCUAGCCCUCAACCUCCGCGAAGGUGAAGUGACUCAAGUGGAUUGUUCGCUGGUGGCUGGAUGCUUAAUCAUGAUGGUGUGAGGAUAAAUGUGCUUGAAUUAUCUGAGGCCAAAAUGAGAUUGCCUUAUUCACUCUUCAGUGACCUUGUUCCUGUUGACUAAAAAGUCUAACUAGAUUUGCUUUAGAAGCCAAACUCUUGACAAGAGAAUAUAUCUUUUUUGGAUCCUAGGAGUUAUUUUAUGAGAAAUCUUGUGAGACCACUGCAUGGAAUGAUGAUUGUACAAAGAGUGGUAUUGAAUUCCCGACCUGGAAAAAAUGGCAAUCCAGUGGCAGAGAAUUUCCGAAUAGAAGAAGUCAAUUUGCCAGAUAAUAUCAGUGAAGGGCAAGUACAAGUUAGAACUCUUUAUCUUUCUGUGGACCCUUACAUGCGUUGUAAGAUGAAUGAAGAUACGGGCACUGAUUAUAUAGCACCUUGGCAGCUGUCUCAGGUGGCUGAUGGUGGAGGUAUUGGAGUUAUAGAGGAAAGCAAGCAUGCAAAUUUGACUAAAGGCAAUUUUGUGACUUCUUUCUAUUGGCCUUGGCAAACCAUGGUUAUUCUGGAUGGAAAUAGCCUUGAAAAGGUAGACCCACAACUUGUGGAUGGACACCUUUCAUAUUUUCUUGGAGCUAUAGGUAUGCCUGGUUUGACUUCUUUGAUUGGGAUACAGGAAAAAGGUCAUAUAAUUGCUGGAUCUAAUCAGACAAUGGUUGUCAGUGGAGCAGCAGGGGCCUGUGGAUCCUUAGCUGGGCAGAUUGGCCAUUUGCUGGGCUGUUCCAGAGUGGUGGGAAUAUGUGGAACACAUGAGAAGUGCCUCUUUUUGACUUCAGAACUGGGCUUUGAUGGUGCAAUUAAUUAUAAAAAAGGGAAUGUGGCAGAAAAACUCCAAGAAUCAUGCCCAGCUGGAAUAGACGUUUACUUUGACAAUGUUGGCGGUGACAUCAGUGAUACAGUGAUAAGUCAGAUGAAUCAGAACAGCCACAUCAUCCUGUGUGGUCAGAUUUCUCAGUACAAUAAGGAUGUGCCUUAUCCUCCCCCGCUCCUGCCUGCUAUAGAGGCAGUCCUGAAGGAAAGAAACAUCACAAGGGAGAGAUUUCUGGUGUUAAAUUAUAAGGAUAAAUUUGAGCCUGGCAUUAUACAGCUGAGUCAGUGGUUUAAAGAAGGAAAGCUAAAGAUCAAAGAGACUGUGAUAAAUGGAUUGGAAAACAUGGGAGCUGCAUUCCAAUCCAUGAUGACAGGAGGUAACAUCGGAAAGCAGAUAGUUUGCGUUUCAGAAAUUUCUCUGUAAUCUCUGUUGACUUCUUCAUCAAAGAAAUCACAUAUUUUUUUUCCAUUUUACACAAAACAUUGAAGAUUUUUUUAAAAACCUAAGAGUACAGAGUCAGGCGUGGUGGCACACACCUGUAAUCUCAGCACUUGGGAGGCUGAGACAAGAGGAUUGCCAUGAGUUCAAGGCCAGCCUGGGCUACAUAGUGAGUUCAAGGGUUGUCUGAACUAUAUAGUGAGACUCUAUCUCAAAAAACCAACUAACCAACCAACAAACCAAAUAAAAACCUGUAAGACUACAGAUAGCUCGACUUAAA